This is a messenger RNA of Trichomycterus rosablanca, 1533 nucleotides long. RefSeq names its product deoxynucleoside triphosphate triphosphohydrolase SAMHD1-like. Bases 1 to 1533 code for a protein of 510 amino acids. Gene Ontology annotation, cellular component: nucleus. The record is from RefSeq and is a predicted model, not a curated record. Gene Ontology annotation, biological process: regulation of innate immune response; dGTP catabolic process; defense response to virus. Gene Ontology annotation, molecular function: dGTPase activity. NCBI's taxonomy places the organism in Eukaryota, Metazoa, Chordata, Actinopteri, Siluriformes, Trichomycteridae. The transcript is spliced from 15 exons.
AUGAUAUUACUGAUGCAGGAUUCCAGGUCUGAGAUCAUUAAGAAAAUGAAGGUCUUUAACGACUCCAUCCACGGUCACAUCGAGCUUCAUCCUCUGCUGGUGCGCAUCAUCGACACCCCUCAGUUCCAGAGACUGCGGCACAUUAAACAGCUCGGAGGAGCGUACCUGGUGUUUCCUGGAGCUGCUCACAACCGCUUCGAACACUCCAUAGGUGUCAGUUAUUUAGCCGGCUGUCUGAUCCAGGCUCUAAAAGAGAGACAACCUGAGCUGCCCAUCACCAACGAGGAUAUUCUGUGUGUACAAAUCGCCGGGCUGUGCCACGACCUAGGUCAUGGUCCAUUCUCUCACUUGUUUGACAAAACGUUUAUCCCGAUGGUACAACCUAAAGAGGAAGGUAAAAAAUGGAAGCACGAGAACGCCUCUGUGGAGAUGUUCGAUCAUCUGGUGAAGGCCAAUAAUCUGGAGCAUGUUAUGAUGGAGUACGGCCUCUCUCUCCCCGACGACCUCGUCUUCAUUAAAGAGCAGAUCGCCGGGCCCCUCGACCCCAAAACCUCAGAUGAUAAGGCUCAGAGUUGGUCAUAUAAGGGCAGAUCAAAGGAUAAAUCCUUCCUGUACGAGAUCGUAGCCAAUAAGAGAACCGGGAUCGACGUGGAUAAGUGGGAUUACUUCGUCAGAGAUGGCCACCACCUCGGAAUCCAGAGCAACUUCGACCACCGGCGCUUCCUCAAGUUUGCUCGAGUGUGUGAGGUGAAUGGCGAGAAGCACAUCUGCACCCGAGACAAGGAAAUGGGUGAUUUAUACGACAUGUUUUACACACGGAACUGCCUGCACCGCCGAGCUUACCAGCACAAAGUGGUCUGCAUCAUCGAGCACAUGAUUAGCGAAGCACUGGAGAAAGCCAAUCCUCACGUAAAAAUCGAGGGUUCAUCAGGGAAGAUGUUCAGGAUCUCAGAAGCUAUUAAUGACAUGGAGGCGUACACCAAACUCACAGAUCACAUUUACGAGCAGAUCCUGUACUCGUCUGAGGAGGAGCUGUCCGAGUCCCGAUCCAUCCUCAACAACAUCAUCUGCAGACGCCUGUACAAGUGUGUGGGACAGACCACGCCCAAACAUCCAAACCUCCAAGUGAAUCCGACAAGGUUGGAUACGUGGAGAAAAGAAUUAUCUAAGAGCAGCCCCGAGGACAGAGAGGUCAACCUGCAACCUGAAGACUUUGUAAUUCAAGUGAUUCAGUUGGAUUACGGUAUGAAGGAGGAAAACCCCCUCAAAGACGCCUACUUCUACUGCAAGAACGAUCCCACCAAAGCCAUCAAAAUCCGCAAGGACCAAGAAUCAAAGUUGCUGCCAAAGACAUUUUUAGAGAAGCUGAUCCGAGUUUACUGCAAGAAAACAGAUGAGAAAAGUCUGGAAGUUGCAAAGAAAUGUGUUGUACAGUGGUGCAGUGACAAAAAAUUCUCCGCACCUCUGGAUAAUGAGUGGCAAGCUGAUAAUGAAGUUCUUGAAGAAGGAAACCCGAGAGAUGAUCAGAGCUAA